AUGUUAAAUAUGUAUUCACAAACUGUAUACGAUUUACGAUUAUGGAAGAAUAAUAAUUUAUUUAAUGAUACUAAACAAUGUCGUAUUAUUUUACAUGAACGUGGUGGUCGACUUGGGAAUCGUUUAUUUAUGUUUGCAUCAGCUUAUGGUUUAUCACUUAGACAUUCAUGUCAAUUGUAUAUAGAUCGAAAAAUUAUCGAUGAACUUCAAAAAGCAUUCGAAGUUGAUUCACCAAUUUGCUUAUCAAAACCACAAUUAAGUACUUUUACUUCCAUUAAAAAAAUAUACAAUCAUUGUUCAUAUAUUCCUAAUCUUUUAUAUUCGAACAAAAGUUAUUCUCUGGAAUUAUCAGGAUUUUGGCAAGUACAUAAAUAUUUUAUCGAUCAUAUGGAACAAAUAAGAGAGCAACUACGUUUUAAACAAUCAAUUCUAGAUCGUGUCAAUAAUUUUCU
Adineta steineri is the source of this 452-nucleotide messenger RNA. Lineage: Eukaryota; Metazoa; Rotifera; Eurotatoria; Adinetida; Adinetidae. The record is from the annotation of a GenBank genome assembly.